Molecule: messenger RNA, 1998 nt
Organism: Sporothrix brasiliensis 5110
Lineage: Eukaryota; Fungi; Ascomycota; Sordariomycetes; Ophiostomatales; Ophiostomataceae
Product: DNA topoisomerase III
Exons: 5
Coding region: 1-1998 (665 amino acids)
Biological process (GO): DNA topological change
Cellular component (GO): nucleus
Molecular function (GO): DNA topoisomerase type I (single strand cut, ATP-independent) activity; DNA binding
Source: RefSeq, a predicted model, not a curated record
AUGACCAAGAUUCUGUGUGUCGCCGAGAAGCCGUCCAUUUCAAAGGCCGUAGCGGGUCAUCUUUCUGGGGGCCAUUACCAAACGUCCAAGUACGUCAAAAACUAUGGGUUCUCGUUCAACUUUGGCCCGCCGUACGGCGACUGCGAGGUCACCAUGACCUGCGUGUCGGGCCACAUGACCACAAUGGAGUUCGGCCCCGAGGUCAAGGACUGGAAGUAUCCGCCGCCGGACCGUCUCUUUUCGGCGCCCGUGCACACUGUCAUCCCCGACGACAAGAAGGUCUUGGCGAACAACAUCCAGCAGCAGGCCAAAUACUGUCAGGUCUUGAUUAUCUGGACGGAUUGCGAUCUUGAGGGCGAGCACAUUGGCCACGAGAUCCGGGAAGCCGCCCGCAAAGGCAAGCCGUCGAUCGAAGUCCGGCGAGCGCACUUCAGCAACAUUGAGCGAGCACACAUUCUACGCGCGGCACAGAAUCUUGUCGGGCUUGACGAGCGGCAGAUCAAUGCCGUGGCGGCACGCAUGGAGCUGGACCUGCGCAUUGGUUAUGCCUUUACUCGGUAUCUGACGAACAACCUGCGGACCCUCGGCGGGCCAAUGUCACAGCUAACGCUGAGCUAUGGCUCAUGUCAGUUCCCGACACUGGGCUUCGUCGUGGACAACUACUUUCGGGUCAAAAAUUUUGUGCCCGAGCCCUUUUGGAGCAUCAACGUGAAGCACACCAAGGGCCGGUACACGGCCAGUUUUUCGUGGGCGCGCGGCCAUCUCUUUGACCGUGCCUGCACCGUCAUCCUGUACGAGCGCUGCCUCGCCGCUCAGAAGGCCGAGGUCGUCAAGGUCCAGGAGAAGCCCACCAAGCGAUGGCGUCCACUGCCCCUGACCACCGUGACGCUUCAAAGCAUGGCCACUCGCUUCCUGCGCAUGACGGGCCAGCAGGUCAUGACGAUUGCCGAGGGCCUCUACAACAAGGGCUUCAUCAGCUACCCACGUACCGAGACGGACCGUUUCGACAAAGGCAUGAAUCUCCAGGCACUCGUCCAGAAGCAGGCACAGGACGCAACAGGGCGCUGGGGGCCGUUUGCGCAAGACCUCCUCCACAACAACAAGUUUCUCUGGCCGCGCGCUGGCCCUCACGAUGAUAAAGCUCAUCCGCCCAUCCACCCCAUUACGUACGCCGCGCCCAGCGUGCUCAACAAUGAAGAAGGCCGGCUCUACGAGCUUGUUGUGCGGCGGUUCCUGGCCUGCUGCGCCGACGACGCCAAGGGCAUGGCGACCGACGUCGAGAUUGCGUACGGUCCCGAGCGGUUCCGUGCCAAGGGCGUCCACGUGCUGGAGCGCAACUUUUUGGAUGUCUAUCCCUACGAAAACUGGACCGACACGGCCCAGCUGCCGGCUUUCACGGUCGGCGAGCGGUUCGAGCCGACCGAGGCCUUGAUGACACAGGGCAAGACGUCGGCACCAGGCUACCUGACAGAGGCCGACCUCAUUGCUCUCAUGGACGCCAACGGCAUCGGCACGGACGCGACCAUGGCCGAGCACAUCCAAAAAAUUCAAGACCGCGAGUAUGCACGGGUUGUGGAGCAGUCUGGACAGCAAAGCAACAACGCGGCCGGUGGCGACGACAAUGACGACGAAUCCGGCGGCGGCCGGGGCGGUCGUGGUGGCCGCGGCGGUCGUGGAGGCCGAGGCGGCGGCAGUGCCCGCGGCGGUCGUGGCGGCGGGCGGGGUGGCCAGCGAGUGUUUGUGCCGACGCAGCUGGGCGUCGCACUCAUCCAGGGAUUUGACCGCAUGAACUUUGAGACAAGUCUGGGCAAGCCCUUUUUGCGCAAGGAGAUGGAGCUGCAGAUGAAGGCCAUUUGCGAAGGUCGCACCACGCGGAACGCCGUGCUGCAAGAGAGCCUGCGGCAGUACCGCCAAGUAUACGAGCAGUCGUCGGAACGACUCGACGUCCUGAAAGCCUACAUCUUCAACAACGGCGGCACCUCCACGACCGCUCGAUAG